This is a messenger RNA of Penicillium cinerascens, 885 nucleotides long. RefSeq lists its product as uncharacterized. The record is from RefSeq and is a predicted model, not a curated record. The transcript has a single exon. Gene Ontology annotation, biological process: peptidyl-proline hydroxylation to 4-hydroxy-L-proline. NCBI's taxonomy places the organism in Eukaryota, Fungi, Ascomycota, Eurotiomycetes, Eurotiales, Aspergillaceae. Gene Ontology annotation, molecular function: L-ascorbic acid binding; procollagen-proline 4-dioxygenase activity; iron ion binding. Bases 1 to 885 code for a protein of 294 amino acids. Gene Ontology annotation, cellular component: endoplasmic reticulum.
AUGGCGCUUAUUCCAGAAGACUUCCUUCGGGGCGCAGCCCCCACCGCAACAGUCCGGCGCAUCGACUUCGCAACAACAACACCACCCAUCGCAGCCUUCAAAAACAAUUUUGCAGCCGUAAUUGACAACUUCAUGAGCGCAUCCGAAUGCACAGAACUCCUCCGCCUCGCCGAAGAAUCCACACCGGACUCUUCAAAAUGGGAGCGAGCCAUGAUCAACGCCGGCAACGGCAAACAAAUCAUGUCCGUGGAUACGCGCAAGAGCGGACGGAUCAUCUGGGACUCGUCCGAGAUCGCAGCACGACUCCUUGACCGACUACUACCGUACAUGCGAGAAUUCGACAUCGAGAAUGUCAAGAACCAGCCGAGGGUAACGGGACUGGGACCAGCACGACGCGGCGAGGUGAUGCAUUUAUCUCGUCUGAACGAGCGACUGCGCUUCCUUCGCUAUGACGGAGGAGAUUAUUUCAGACCUCAUUGGGAUGGAUGCUAUGUGACGCCUGACGGGAAGGAGAAGUCGUUGUUUACGAUUCAUCUUUAUCUGAAUGGGGAAGGGGAACAAGAUAUGAAUGAGUUAAUGUCUGAGAUUGAGCGUGCCGAGAAACGGAGACUUCUAUUCGUUCAAGAUGGAAAAAUGGAUUUGAUGGAUAUCCAGGAUGACGCCGAUAAGGAUGAAGAGGUGAAGUCGAGCGAGGGGCCCUUGUUGGGUGGUGCGACCUCAUUCAUGGAUAGCUACAAGACGAAGGAUGCCGUGCGGGUGUUUCCCAAGACCGGGUCGGUGCUGAUUUUCCAGCAGAGAGAUCUUCUUCAUGGCGGGGAUGAUGUUUUCCGAGGGGUGAAAUACACCGUGCGGACGGAUGUGAUGUAUACCACGCAGACUAAAUAG